UAUUGAAAACUAAUACUAAAAUAGUUUAUAAUAAAUGCUUAACAUAUGCAUUUUAUCUGAAUCAGUUGUUAAGUAAAUAUGAAAAUAUUUAACAACACAAUUAUCGAUUAACACAUGUGUUCAUCCUUAUAUUUGACAAUAAUGGAAAAGGAAGAUCAUAAUAAAGUGUUGUGCACCUCGAAGGAGCAAAUCGAGUGCUAUCUCAACUUUGUGCGGGUUCACCCAGAGAUAAAGUUGCAUAAAAACGAACAAUCGCGGCCAAAAAGGGUUGCGGAGCUUUGGGCGGAACUCUCCGUACAAUUAAAUGCCCUAAAUGGGCCCACCCGGAACCCCAACAAAUGGAGAGAGAAUCUGAGCCAUUGGAAAAAACAUAUACGGUCACGUGCAAGGAGAGCCAAGGCAGACAAGCUGGUGACUGGUGGCGGUCCCAGCUCAACAAUUGAGCUUUCUGAAACGGAGCAGAGAGCAUUGGAUACAUUGGGGUCAAUCGCGGUUGAUGGAUUGGCUGAUGUACCAACCAUUGGCACAGAGGAAGAAGUAGUUUUCACAGCUGCACCAUCACCCCUGAAUACGACUUCGGAUGAGUCCAAUGACUGCACUCUGUCGUCGUCUCGUAGCAAAAAAAUGACGACGGACGAGAUGUUCAGAAAUUAUAUAGAUUUAAUGAAAAGAAAAGCUGAGGAGGACAGAGCGUUCCGGAUUCAAACUUUAGAUUCCAUUAACAAACACACGGAAUCUAUUAAUAAUUUAGCGGCAGCGAUAGUGUCGCUUACUCAGACCAUUGUAAAAAAGACAGAAGAUUGUACAAAAAAGUAAAAAAUGUGCUUUUUUAUGUAGUACAUAUAAAUUAUUUAUUUUGAUGUUUUUUGUACAAAAAAGUGAAAGUGAAAAAUAUUCCUUUUUAUGUAUAUGUCAAUUAUUUAUUGUUAUGUUUAUAUAUUCUAUAAAUGAAAUAAAUGAAGUUUGAAUUGAAUUACAUACUCUUA
Messenger RNA from Bactrocera dorsalis (oriental fruit fly), 986 nucleotides. RefSeq lists its product as uncharacterized. The transcript has 4 exons. The record is from RefSeq and is a predicted model, not a curated record. The coding region runs from base 115 to 816 and encodes 233 amino acids. Lineage: Eukaryota; Metazoa; Arthropoda; Insecta; Diptera; Tephritidae.